Molecule: messenger RNA, 3510 nt
Organism: Micropterus salmoides (largemouth bass)
Lineage: Eukaryota; Metazoa; Chordata; Actinopteri; Centrarchiformes; Centrarchidae
Product: forkhead box protein P1-like
Exons: 15
Coding region: 1-2421 (806 amino acids)
Biological process (GO): regulation of transcription by RNA polymerase II
Cellular component (GO): nucleus
Molecular function (GO): DNA-binding transcription repressor activity, RNA polymerase II-specific; RNA polymerase II cis-regulatory region sequence-specific DNA binding
Source: RefSeq, a predicted model, not a curated record
AUGGCAGGUCCUGUCAGUACCUUUGAGAGCAUCUUAACCAACCCAGCCCAUCCUCAAGACAAUCUGAUGAGUUCCUCAGACAAUCCUUCCUCUGAGGACACUCAGCUCUUCUCAAAGCCCGGGCUCUCCUACAUUGCACUGAUUGCCAAAGUCAUCCUCUCCUCCCGCUUCCAGAAACUCAACCUGGCAUCCAUCUACAAAGCAAUGGAGGAGCAUUUUCCCUACCUCAGGAGGCGGGGUCCGGGGUGGAGGAACAGUGUCCGGCACAACUUGUCCGUCAAUGAUUGCUUUGUGAAGGUGAGCCGCUGCGAGGACGGUAGGGGCCAUUACUGGGGUGUCCACCAUGCUCACCUGAGAGACUUCCAGCAGGGCAACUUCAGGCAAUGCAGGAAUACCAGGGGGAGGAGGCAGAGGGAGCGAUAUGACAAAGUGGCAGGGUGUCUGGCUUGGAUGGAGACCAGCUACUUUAUGGGAAGGCUCUAUAAGAGCCCAUCUUUGGGGUGGGUGGAGACACAAUGCCCUCUACAGGAACCAAGGAGGUAUCAGAUGAGUUUUUUGGACUUGGCCCAACCAUGCUAUGAGCCUUGCAACUUCAGUGUGGGCUGGGUCCCAUCCCCCAGCUGGAUGAAAGGUUACUAUUUUUCAGAGAGGCUACCAGAGUAUGGCAGGGCCACAGCUGUCAGAGGGCACGACAGUCAACCCAUGACCUCAAGACUACACUGUUGGCAGAUGAAUGACCCAGCACUGGACAGCAUGAAAGGGUCAUAUGAGAGCAGACUGUGGUCCUUUGUCAUUUUAUCCUUCCUCUUCUUCUUGAAGGUGCUUCUGGCUAUGAUGGCUCCUCAGCAGAUGCAGCCGCUUCUGUCCGCCAACCAGCUGCAGGCUCUGAUCCAACAGAAGCAACAAGCCUUUCUGCUCCAGCAGCAACAUCUGAAAGAGUUUUACAAGAAGCAACAACAACAGAUUCACUUGCAGCUGCUUCAACAGCAGCCCAGCAAGAAAGCCAAAGAACAGCUUGUGUUCCAGCAGCUCCUCCAGCUCCAGCAGCAGCAGCUCCUCCGGGUGCAGAGACCAGUCCUGGCUUCUCCUGCCCUCUCUCCAGCUGGUUUCGGCCCCUCAGAGAUGCAGCAGAUAUGGCAAGAGCUCACAAAUGCAAUAACCGAAGACAAAACCCUAUUGAGGGGCAAUCAGGAUUCUUCUGCUAACAACAUGAUGUCAACAAAAGUCACAGGAAGACAGACAGGUGACCAGCAGACUGCUUCUCCUCGCAGGCCAGAAAGUGCUUUUAAAGCUGAUUGCGCUGCCACACACGCUCUCUACGGUCACGGUGUGUGUAAUUGGCCUGGAUGUGAGUCAGUGUGUGACACCUUCAGCCAGUUCAUCAAGCACAUAAGCAGCGAGCAUAAUCUGGAUGACAGAAGUACAGCGCAGUGCAGAGUCCAGAUGCAGGUGGUUCAGCAGCUUGAACUUCAGCUCUGCAAGGAACGGGAGCGUCUGCGAGCGAUGAUGGCUCACCUGCAUCUGCCGUCUUUAGAAGCACAGUCAGUCUCUGCACCCGUGAGUCUACAGUCACCACAAUCUGAUACGGCUGCUGACCCACGUGGCCUGCAGCUCAACUCAGUCACCAACAACCUGCCCUCGGUGAGCCCGUCAAACUCGGCCCAGGCGUCGCCCCAACCUCUGGUCACUGUCAGCUCUCCAUCCGUGUGCUGUGAAAAAGAGUCGUCCAUUCAAACGUCAUGUGCUGGGGCCAUAAAACGUCGCCAUUACCCUCUGGUCUACUCGCUAUCUUCAGAAAAUGAAUUUGAGCUCUACAAGAACACUGACAUCAGACCACCUUUCACCUAUGCAACACUGAUAAGACAAGCUAUUAUGGAAACAUCCGACAUGCAACUAACACUCAACGAGAUAUACAACUGGUUCACACGGACGUUUGCUUAUUUCAGACGCAACGCUGCCACAUGGAAGAACGCAGUGCGCCACAACCUGAGCCUGCACAAGUGUUUUGUGCGUGUGGAGAAUGUGAAAGGCGCGGUGUGGACAGUCGAUGAGGUGGAAUACCAGAAGAGGAGGUCCCAGAAGGUCACAGGGAGUCCAUCCCUGAUGAAAAAUGUAUCCUCCAGUCUUGAUUUUGGGAACGUUCUGAAUGCCAGCUUACAGACGGAGCUGGUUGAGUCGUCACUGCCAGGAUUCAAGAAGGAGUGUGUCAGCCGUAACUCCAGGAGUCAAAUACAGGAGAUCAAAGCAACACACAACAGCAGCCACAAUAAACAAAACUUCUCUCCACAAGUCCAGCAGUCUCUUUUCCUUAAAGACGAAAUGCUGAAUGACCAAGAAUCUCUGAUGCCAACAGUAAAACCAACCAGUCUGCAGCACGACAUGGCUGAAAAUCACGAAGAGCAUUUGUUUGACCUUGAAUAACAAAAAAAGGGGUUCAGACAUAAAGCAAUCACUUGCAAAACACUAUAGUAAACCGUUGAACAUUCAGGGAUGUAGACCACAGUUUACAUAUUAUACAAUCUUAUAUGUUAAGUGUGUAGUGUAAGCCAGCCUGAAAUUCUCAUAUUAAAAUGGAGCUAUUCAUAAUUGUGGUUUACUAUAUGGUUCAUAUUAUUCUCAUACACAUGAAAACUGUUCUGAUUUAGUUGACUGUGGAUCACUAAAUGUCAAGCAGUUCACUUUUUCUUUUGACUUUUGAGCCUUAUGGAAGAGGAAGUGGAAAAUAAUGCCAACUGUGGUUUUUGUGUUGGCAUUUUGCAUGAUUAAUUUCUGCAUUUUUGAUAAGCUAGAGAUUUAAAAAUAUUUAUUUAAACUAAUAGGUUAAGGAUAUGAUAAAAGUAUUACAUGUUAAAAGUUAUUAUAUUUGAUUAUGAGAUUCACUCAUUCAAGAAAAGUGACAACAGCAAAGUCCAAAAAACAUAUGAUUAACACAAUCAAAAACACAGUUGCAAUCUGAUAAUGUCCACCAUGUGCACCGUGAACAAAUUCUACCCUUUUAGGCCAAAGUAAAUGAUUUACAAAAAUAUUUGUUAUAAUUUGAUGUGUGUGAUUUGUAGAGAAUUAAUGUUUUGUCUGUUUAUUGUCAUAGUUAAAAAAAAACAAAGUGUGAAUGUAAACACUACAUUAUAGCGAGCAAGACAGAGAUGUUUUGUGGUGAUGAACUGAAACAUGUAUAGUGUGCUGUGACUUCUCUCUGUUGUCUUUGUACAUUAAAAAUAUUUGUAAGAUGCACAUCAACCUGCUGAAAUGUAUUUUAACAAUAUUAUUUUUUUUAAGUAAACAAAGUCACUCUGUCUUAUCUGUGUUUUCCUGUUUCCCUGUGUGUAACUUCUGUAUUUAAUACAGAGCUGUGUUUCCACUGAAGUAAAGACUGUUCGAAACAUUCCACUUUUAUAACAUUUUGAGUCUUUACAAUAGAUGUUGUGUACAUUCAACUCUCUGUACAUAUAAAAACAUUUUUGUCCAUAAUUGUAUGUCUGAGUACAAUGUAAUAAAUAUAUGUAAUGGGUA